GCGGCGGCUGCUGUGGAGGAGGCUCCUUCCUGGCGGUGGCGGCUCCUCAGGCGGCGGCGGCGGCUCGGGCAGCUCAGGCGGCGGCGGUGGCUCCGGCUCCCCCCCGUCCCCCCGCGGGGAACAUGCGGCUCCGCUCCCGGAGGCUGGCGAGUGAGUGACCCCCCGCCCGGUCCCCGGUCCCCCCUCAGCCUGCCCGCCCGCCAGCCCGCCGGCCCGGCUGCCCCCCCCGCCUCGCUCAGGCAAUGACAGCGGCUCCGGCCUCCCCGCAGCAGAUCAGGGACCGGCUGCUGCAGGCCAUCGACCCCCAGAGCAACAUCCAUAACAUGGUGGCAGUACUGGAAGUUAUCUCCAGCUUGGAGAAAUAUCCCAUUACCAAAGAGGCACUUGAGGAAACAAGGCUAGGAAAACUCAUCAAUGAUGUAAGAAAGAAGACGAAAAAUGAAGAACUUGCCAAACGUGCCAAGAAAUUGUUGCGGAGUUGGCAAAAGUUAAUUGAACCUGUGACCCAAAAUGAACCGGUGCCAAGGGGAUUGCCAAACCCACCAGGGUCGGCAAAUGGUGGCGCUCACAACUGUAGACCAGAUGUGUCACCUGCUACAGUUCCAGGGUCCAAACCUAUUCAUGAGUUGAAAAAUAGAAAUGAUAUUCAAAAGCUAAACUCCCCGAAAACAGAAAAACUGGGAAAUAGAAAAAGAAAAGGAGAACACCGUGAUGGACAUCAAGGCCCUCCUUCCAAAGUUUCCAAAGCUAGCCAUGAACUGUUACAAAAUUCUUCUCCCCUUCCAACUAAUGGGAUUGGGGGGAGCCCUGAAAAUUUCCCUAGCCCUCUUGAUGUCAACUUGCACACAGGGCCUGAAAGCAGCAGGACAGAACAUAGUGAGAAUGAUAAACACAGUAAGAUACCAGUUAAUGCCGUCAAACCUCACACGAGUUCUCCCGGACUUGUAAAACCUUCCAGCACUUCCUCACAGCUAAAGACUACAGUGCUACAGCACCAUGAAAAGCCGGAAGAACCUACAGGGCAGCACCAACCUAAGAGUCCCCGCUGUUCAUUUAGUCCUAGCAACCUAAGGCAUGAGCCAUUUGUCCGGCAGCAUCCCACAUAUGCACCAAAGGGUUCUCUGCCUAGUCCAUCUCAAAGGUCCCACUUCUUAGAUGCUACACAGGCUUCAUCACCGUCGUCACGAGCACCGUCACUGAUGCAGCCCUCAACUCCUCCAGUAACUGCAAAAAGACCGGAGGCUUCCCAUCAAACUGGAGUGGAGACUUCUCAGCACUGGCAGGAACACACAUCUUCUGAAAGUCAUCAGCGGCAUCUAGGGACCCUUCAACAUGUUUCUCCUGGCUGCAAAGUGAGCUCACCCCCUGGGGAGACCCUGAUGCCACGAGUGGGAUUUUCCCCAGAGGCUUCCAAGAUGGACAGUGAUGACAAUGCUGCUUCUGGGUCUGACAGUAAGAAGAAGAAGAGAUACAGAUCUAGAGACUACACAGUGAACUUAGACGGACAGGUUCUAGAAGGGGGUGUCAAGCCUGUCAGGUUAAAAGAAAGAAAAAUCACCUUUGAUCCUAUGACUGGACAAAUUAAACCUCUAACACAAAAGGAUUCUUUGCAGGUAGAUAUCCCUGCCCUUGCUGACCAGCACAGGACAGAACCGGACAAGCCGGAGCAAAAAACGAAUCUGCAGAGUCCUUUUGAACAAACGAACUGGAAAGAGUUGUCCAGAAAUGAAAUAAUUCAGUCCUAUUUAAACAGACAGAGUAGUUUGCUUUCCUCAUCAGGCGUACAAACACCAGGAGCUCAUUAUUUCAUGUCUGAAUAUUUAAAGCAGGAAGAAAGCACUAGAAGAGAAGCUAGAAAGACUCAUGUUCUAGUGCCAAACAGUAUAUCCACAGACCUGCCUGGAGUUAGUAGAGAGGUCACAAAUGAUGACCUCAACAGAAUAAGGCAACUCCAUUGGCCAGGGGUGAAUGGUUGUUAUGAUACACAGGGUAAUUGGUAUGAUUGGACGCAGUGCAUAUCUUUAGAUCCACAUGGUGAUGAUGGUAGAUUGAACAUCCUGCCUUAUGUCUGCCUAGACUGAAUAUAAGGAUGCUAAAAUGCUUUCACAUCUGCAGUUAGCAAACACAGCGGGGCAGACUCCAUGAUGCUUAACAUGGAGAGUGCACCUCUUGUCCUGGAAAACAGGCCUGGAAGAGGGUCUCGAGGGGCUGAUCCUUUGUAGCUCUUCUGUCUAAGUUCUUCUUUUGUGAAAUGCUGCUACCAGUUUACUAACAAAAAUAGCAAAGGAAGGGCGUACGAAGGACAAAGAAUUGAGUUCAAAACUCUAUAGCAAACCAGCUAUAAAAAGUGUUAGUCCCCAAAAGGUUCAAAUGAUUUCCAGCACAUGUGAAUGCCGGAAUCUUAUCUACAGGCAGGUACAGAAUACUUGUGAAAGAGUUACCUUAAAAGUACGCAUCUAUUUAUUUGCAUUGAUUUUUUUUUUUUUUAAAUUUGGCAGUGAGAUGUCUGUGAGACAGUGUGCAACAGCUGUAGUUUUAUUUGUAUUUGCAUCAUCUCUCUGUUGAACGAUUGGGUUAUUUUAAGUCACAUGGUGCAGAGAUUUUUUUCAAACUGCAGCCAUGCACUACUGCAGUUAAUCAAUUUCCAACUUCACAUUCCGUAGGCAUCCACAUAUUUUAGUCUGGUUUCAGUUUAAAUCCAGUCUUCAAGAAAUGCUGCAAAAAUUUAGUUGUGUUUUUUUUUUUUUUUAAAGUCCCCACCCUUUCCCCAACCCAGUAGCCAAAUAAUUUUUAUCCUUUUUCCCUUCCUGCAAAUUUCUAGAAAACUUCAACAUUCUAGAGUCCAAAAAAUGUAACUGCGGGUGCUACUAGUGUGUAACUGUCCUGUGAGGGAAGAGGGAGCCUGUUUUGUAUGCUGGAAAUAUACUUGUUACCAUUCCUUUAGAUAUUGUUUGCCUUACGGAUAUUCAUCAUAAACGCGAUUUGCAAAAACAAAGAGCCUUAGUGAAUGUACAGUGACUAGACUUCUGUGUUCUUCAGAUGCAGAAGGGAGCAACUUUGCUAUUUGGUCCUUUAAGUGGACACAUUGUGAUAUAAAUGUGGAAAUAAAAAAAAUUUGCACAAAAAUGUUUGUGAAUUAUUAAUGAUAAAUGGUUUUUUCCCCCCAACUGUAAUCGUGGAAUGGUGUUUGCUCCUAAGAGUUGCUGUUGUAUUACGUCAUUAUCCUCUCCAUUUCCCCUUACCCAAGGCAGUAAGAAUACACUUGUAAGUAAAAAGAAAAAAACGGAUUUUAAAUAUAUGGUCCACAUAAAUGAGAGUUUCAUAUAUAAUCAUUGAGACCACUCCAUCAGAGCUAAGUAAAAUUGUGUCAGGAUUUAAUAUGCAAUAUGUCAGCAACUUAAAAGCUUCAGGUUCUGCUUAGGAAUGCUAUAUAAAGGUUAGUGCAGGCAUCUUGGAGUAUCUUAUUCAUGUAGGACAACUGCACAAGCUUCUUGUAAGUUGGGAAUAAAAAGCAUUUUCUUAGAAGGAAUCCAGUUAACUUUCUUUUGGAAAAUUGUUCCUCUACUACAAAUUCCAAUUGGGAUAUAAUCAACUCUUAGGAAAAUACACUUUUAAUUUCUGAAUUAUUGAUAAUUAAGCCAAGCACAUCAUGAACCAUCAGUUUAAUCAUAAGCUGUUUCUCUCCUCUCCCUGCUCCCUUCUCCGAAUAUUUGGGUUGAUUCAGUUACUAAUGCUCAGUCUAAUUCACUUCAAGUAUUAUUUAUUCAUUUACUCCCAACAAUUUAACAGAUUCUCCUACAACUCCUCCCCCAUUUUGAGAUUAGAAGAAAGUAGAGAUGGGAGUAAUCAAUCAAUACGUUUAUUAGGCACAUAAAUAUCACCUACUGCUAGGUGAUAGGGCUACAAAGACCAAAGUUGAAACAUUCUCUGUUCUCCAAGUAUGCGUAAAUUAUAAAUACAUACAGAAUAAAUAAAUGCACUGGAGGGAAGGAUAUGAGCAACUGAGGUGUCUGGAAAACUUGUGAGAGGGAAAGUGAUAAGAGUCUGGAAGGAAAUGAGAAGUUCUACAUAGCAGUGAUUACUAUAAGCAGUUAAUAAAACUGGCAAAGAUGAAAAGAAAAAAGUUACUGUUAGAAAUCAAGUCAUUAUUUCUGAAAAAUAUUUCUCUGCUAUGUAGAUGGCACCAAUAUCGUUAAGGGAGAUAGAAAAACAAGAUAAAACAUUGAUGCUUUCCCUAGGAAAGGGCUGCCAGCCUUACUGCCAACUGGCUGUUUGCCUACAAUGCAUCAGUAUCUUGCUUUUGCUCAUGUCUUAUUUGGACUGUAUUUGUCAGAGAAAUUUUCUGGGGGGGUUAGUGAGGGCAGGGGGUUGUACCACUAACCAGCCCAAGUGAUCACAGAUAAAUCUCAAUUUCUAAAUCUAUGAACUGGAGGCUAUUCAUAAGGAAAAGUAUGUGUAAACAAUUAAAAGAGUCUUUAUCUAGCAGCACUUUAAGACCAAUCUGUAAAAUUUUGGUGGCAGCUAGAUUUUGGCAGAAAUCUCAUUCCAACCCUCCUCCACUAAUCAGGCUACGAAACCAAACUAAAUGUGCAGGAAGCUUGUGUCUCAGUAAUCUUUUCUGUAAUGUGAGGUUUAAUUCUGUCUAGUAAAAUAGCUAGUGCUACUAACAAGCUUUGCCAGAUUCUUGUCUUUUGAAGAGACUUGAGCUGUCAGUCAGGAAACUUGGAAAUCAAUUCUCACUCUGCUACUCACUUGUUUUGCAACUUUGGACAAGAUUUCUCAAGCCUUUUAUUUUCUUCUCUAUACUGGAUGUAUACCAAUUAUAACUACAUUGAUAUUUUAAAA
Messenger RNA from Antechinus flavipes (yellow-footed antechinus), 4845 nucleotides. It is a transcript of the gene MED26, whose product is annotated as mediator complex subunit 26. Gene Ontology annotation, cellular component: mediator complex; nucleus; core mediator complex. Gene Ontology annotation, biological process: regulation of transcription by RNA polymerase II; positive regulation of gene expression. The record is from RefSeq and is a predicted model, not a curated record. Lineage: Eukaryota; Metazoa; Chordata; Mammalia; Dasyuromorphia; Dasyuridae. The transcript has 3 exons. The coding region runs from base 243 to 2081 and encodes 612 amino acids. Gene Ontology annotation, molecular function: transcription coregulator activity.